This is a messenger RNA of Erpetoichthys calabaricus (reedfish), 2383 nucleotides long. Its product is annotated as membrane protein FAM174-like. Lineage: Eukaryota; Metazoa; Chordata; Cladistia; Polypteriformes; Polypteridae. The coding region runs from base 269 to 787 and encodes 172 amino acids. The transcript is spliced from 3 exons. The record is from RefSeq and is a predicted model, not a curated record.
UAAUGUUUGAUUUUCCACGUAAAGUUCAAAUGCACUUCUAGUGCUAAAGCGAAAAGCGAGGGGCUUCAGUCUGAUCAGAAUACGCGAACCUCCGCCUUUCCUAAAGAUGCAGGAAACACCGGUGACGCAAUUCACAGCGCAGGUCCAGUAGAAAGCGCAGCAAAGGAAACAUGAAGGAAAUGUCCUGCGGUUUAUUUGUAAUUUCUGUGGCUAAUACUUGUCUUGCGCGAUACCGCCUUAUUGAACAGGAGGAGCUGCCUACUGAAGAAUGAUGAUUUUUCUGAAGACAUUUCCCUGUAACAUCUGCUUCGUGGUUUACUUUGUCUUCCCUUUGUCAUUGUUGGGAGUGACAGAUGGCCUAAGCAGUCUCUCCAGUGUUAGCGCGCAGCUGCAACAAGACUCCAAAGUGACAGAAAAUGCUGCGAGCAACAAUCGGACUGACCUCCUUGCUCGUCCGGAGCCGCCAGGAGGAGUUUCGGGAGAUGUCAUAAGCAGCACCGGGAGUUCUCACGACAACAGCCGCGCCACGCGAGGUGGGCUGUCCGUCACCUCUGAGAGCAGCAGGCCUCUGCCGAUCCAGAGGGCACUGUAUGCAUUGGUGGCUGCGAGUGCGGUGGUCAUUAUCUACUUUAUCAUUAGAACUGUCAGAAUGAGAAAGAAGUUCAAAAAGACCAGAAGAUAUGGAGUUCUAGACACAAACCUUGCCAUGGAAAUGACACCUCUGGAACAAGAUGACGAAGAAGAGGAUGACACUACAGUAUUUGAUGCUACACAUUCCAGAAGGUGAGGAAUUCUGAAUACAGCCGACUCUGGAAACAGAAUACUGAGUUUUCUGUGUUUGCUGACCUACUUGGAAUCUGAAGAAAUAAUUGAACUAUUAUUUUUGUAUCUUUAAUGUAAAUCAUUUUGUAUUGUUGUUUUAAAUUUUCAAAUUGUCAUAACCAUAUCUGUGAUUAGUUAUUAAAAUACCAGUGUAAAUGUGUUCAUACUGUUCUAGCAUUAGUGUUUUUUUUAUAUAUAUAUAACUUAUAUAAGAUACACAUGUUUACAUUUUGAUUUUGACUGAAAUUAAAACAGUUUUUCUUCACAUCGAAUGUGUGCUGUUUUGGAAUAAAAAUUAUUUAUGCAUAGUCAUGUUCUUGAAGUAGCAUCAGUUUAAAUAAUAUAUUAAUUUAUGUAAUAUAAACUGUCAUAAUAUUUGUAUUUAUUGUGCAUACUUUAUGUAUUUUAAGAAGUUUCCCUGAUAAAGGUGGGCACUUUCAGAAUAAUUAUUUAUUGAAUUUUGGCAGCUUCCAGUCCGUUAUUAGAUAUAUGGAUUCUGUUAAAUAUGUGUCAGGGUACAUCUUUCUAAGAGAUUAACCUGUUAUGAAUUUGAGCCAACACAUAACAUGAUCUCACUGUACACUAUAACUUAUAAAUUAUUAGAAUGCGUGUACUGGGUGGACACGUCAGCAAAUUUCCUACAGAAUGGACUAGGGUGCCAUAGGCUACAUAAUUUUUGUAAGUCUUUGUAUUCUCCUGUGUUCAGGUUAGGUAACAUGGCCGAGUGAAACUCCUACUGAAGAAUUUGAAAUUCUUAAUAUUUCGGUCCAUGUCUUUUAUUCAUCUUGAAAAUAAAGACUACUUUAAAUAUAACCACAAAAAGAAGGCAAAGCAGAAAUAAAAAGUAAAUGUAAAAUGGAGAAGUGCAUUUCGGAAAAAAACAAAUGAACUGCCUACAUUUGUAGUAAUUCCCAAUAUUAACCCAACAAUGUAAUGGAUUUUAAAUUUUACAUACAUCACUAAAGGCUGUGUUAAAAGGCUAUACGUCUUUUUUUUAUAUAUAUUUACAUGACAUUAUAUUUUACUGGAAAGGAUCUAAUCAUGGUUCAGAGCGUUGUGCGCAAUUUGUUGUUCUUCAUGUAAAUGUUACAAAAUAACCUUUAUUGUUUGAUAUGUGUGGGGCUUUUAUUUUGGACAGAAUGAUACAGAAUUUUUGCAGGCUUAUACAAACGCACAUGUACAAUAUAUUAUUCAAUAUUAGUCCUGCAUGUGAGAGAGAUGCCCUGCAGUUUUUAUACAAUAAUCAAUUUUUUUUUAUGUAUUUUUUUUGUUUGUCUAAUGGGGUAAUUGGUUUAAUAGAUGAGUGAUAACACAGUAUUGUGAACACUGUAAUGUCCUAAGACUAAUAAAAAUGCAACUUUCAUGUCAUGAAUUAAGUGUACCUUUUUCCAAAAAACUGCAUUUGUAUCAUACUGAUGAUUUUCAAAAUUAUGUAAAAAAAGAUUAGGUUCUUGGGAGGAAAACUGUAGAAAUAAUUUCUGUAUAUAUGUACAUUGUAAGAGAAAUAAUACUUAACCAUGAGGAAAAUGUAAUAAAUAUAAAUGAUCUAAUCAGACAAUAA